AUGGUAGGUCGUAAUGAGGCAAGUUCAGUCAGAUACAAUGAGAAAGCUUGCAGCGGAGAGUACAAACAGGAAUCCCAGCAUCUGACCUCCUGUGAACUGAAGAGAGCAGCCUCCCAGACAAUUGACAACUACAUUCCCCAGUGUACUCCAGAGGGCAAGUACAGGAAUGUACAGUGCACGAAUAAUGGACAAUUCUGUUGGUGUGUCAAUGAUAAGGGUGAUGCGGUGUUAGAUAGCAAUCAGACCACAUCAGCAACUGCCUGUUUAUCAUUUUGCCAGCUCCAUCGCCAGCAGGUUCUGGUGAGUGGUUAUGUGAAUAGCAGCAGUACUUCCUAUAUCCCACAAUGCACAGAAACAGGGGAGUAUGAGAUCGUGCAGUGUAGCACUGCCCCCAGACAGUGCUGGUGUGUCGACGGUGAUGGGAUGGAAAUCUAUGGAACACGGCAAGACAAACGACCAUCUGACUGUCCCACAAGCUGUGAGGUUCAAGAUCGGCGAAUUCUCCAUGGCAUUGGCAUGAAGUCCCCACCACAAUGUUCAAAGGAUGGGAAGUUUUUGCCCGUCCAAUGUAGGUUCAUCAACACAACCGAUAUGAUGGUCUUUGACUUAAUCAAUAACUUCAGCAGACUCCCCGCUGCAUUCCACACAUUCAGUGCCUUCAGGAGGAGUUUUACUGAUGUUUCUGCUUACUGUUAUUGUGCUGACAGUUUGGGACGGGAGCUUCAGGCCACAGGUCUGGAGUUGUUAUUGGACGAAAUCUAUGAUACUAUCUUCAAUGAUUCACAGCUUGGGCACUCGUUCACAGAUACUGGCAUUUAUCGCAUUUUGCAGAGGAGAUUCCUCGCUGUGCGACUGCUGAUCACCGGCAGAUUUAGAUGCCCGACGAAAUGUGAAAUUGAAAGGUUCACAGCUUCCUCAUUUGGUAAUGUCUUCAUUCCCUCGUGCGAUGACAAUGGAAACUAUCUACCAGUCCAGUGUCAGAACAGAGAUCAGUGCUGGUGUGUAGAUUCCAAUGGACAAGAGAUCUUUGGAACAAGGCAGCAGAGAAGAGAGCCUGACUGCAGCAAUGGUGAAAGUGACUGCAAAUUGGAAAGAAAAAGCACGCUGUCGCGACUCUUCUAUGGACCUGUUGGCCACUUCAGUCGAAAUGAUAUCUUUGCCACACCUACAUCUCUGAGUACGACACUGGAAAAGAUUGGUGUGUCUCUCAGCCACUGCAGCGCAGACCUGAAGCAACUGUUCACAAAAUCUGGAUUGCUGCUUUCUAUCCCCCAGUCUGUGGACCUGGACAUUGGUCAGUUUGACCUAGAAAUGAUUCUGGGUGAGUUUGUACAAGGGACAUUUCUAACCAAAGAUUUAGCACUCAAUGCCCUUCAGUUUUCUGCAUCCCCAAAAUUCUUUGUCGAAAAUUUGUUUGGAGGCAAAUUUCUGAAGAACCUUGGUCUAUUCAAUUUCACUGGCAGUCUAGGAAACAGGGGGACAUUUAAUUUCAGUCAGUUCUUCCAGCAAAUUGGCUUAAGAGGAAUGUACAGUGGGGCAAACUUUGUGGAACUUGCCAAAUUGUUUUCUCCGAACGAAGACUCCUACUUCUCCAAAGGAACGUCAGAAUUCUCCAAGGACACCUUCAACUUGAACCAGACAAUUGAGGACAACUUUGGGCGCUCAGUAAAUUUACAAGAGAAUCAGAAUAUUGUGAAGCUUAUAACAUUUCUGUUUGAGCAUCGGAAUGUUCUUACAACAUUGCUUGAAGUCAUUAACUUCUUUGGUGGAGAGGAUGAUAAUUUAGCUGAAACUGUCCAGCUGGUGUUAAGGAGUGCUAAGGCUGGUAUCUGUGACUGCCUGACUUCACAUCUCUUUCUUCCCAAGUGUACUGGAGAUGGAAGGUAUGAAGAGGUCCAGUGUCUAGGCACAGUUUGCUGGUGUGUAGACAGUCAAGGAGUGGAGAUUCCAAACACAAGAGUCUCAGGUCAAAGGCCACAAUGUCCCACCAAGUGUGAGCAAGAACGUAGGCGCUUAACAGACUUGAGAGAACACCAACCAGCAGGAUCUGAUGUGUUUAUUCCUUCAUGUAGAAGUGACGGUAAUUUUAAGUCCAUGCAAUGUGAUGGGAUGGACUGCAUCUGUGUGGAUCUGCAGGGUAGGAAGACGCCUGAACUAAGGAAACUAGCUGGAGGAGGCGUGCAGUGUCCCAGUACUUGCCAAUUGUCUGCUGCGGAAAGAUUUUUAAAAUCAAUUGAGCUACUGCUGUCAGAACCAAGCUUGGUCUCAGUGCCUGUAAUCUAUGUAGCUCAGUGCAAAGAAAAUGGAGAGUGGCGACAAGUCCAGUGUGAUGGCCUUCCACAACAGGCCAUUGAAUUUUAUCAACAGUGGAUUUCUCAGAAUAAUGGAGGCCAGGAAAUGCCAUUUACUGCCAUCUUAAAUGAGGUUGUUGAUUACCGCAAAUUAUUUCGUGCUUCCACGAGUUUUGAGAUGUUUGUGAAGGAACUCUACAAGAAGAACCAUCAGCAUGUCUUUUCAGUGUUCUCUCGAUUCUCAACUUUUCACUCAAUUUCUGCUGAUGAUUUUGCAGCUAUUGCCACCUCUCAGCCUGGAACUAAUAUUUUGCUGAAUCCUUACGUGUUUUGGCAGUUGUUGUUUGGUGCUGUGACACACUAUCCUGGUUUAUACUCUGAUUUCAGUGUGAAAUUGGAGAAGAUGGAGCUGCGGAGAUGUUGGUGUGUUGAUGAGAAAGGACAAGAGCUUCCAGGGACAAAGGCUGAAAUGGGUCAAUUUCCCCAAUGCCCGGGAUCCUGUGAUCGUGCUGUUCAACAAGUCUUUCAUUUUAUUAGUCAGGCAGAGGAAAUAAUGGUGGAUUCCAAAAAUUCCAAUACUACCUUUGGCCAGGCUUUUUUAUCUGCCAGUGGUAUACAACUGACUGAGAAUGAACUUCAGUCCUUUGGGAUGUUCCAAUCAGCUCCUUCCUUUUCUGAAGCUUUGUUGAGUGGAUCUGACUAUGCUGUUCGAUUGGCUGCCCAAUCCAUUCUACAAUUCUACAGGAGAAAUCAACCCAUCAAGGAAAGGAUUCUUGGGGAAUUAACUCUAAAAGGUUACAGCCCUUACAUCCCCCAAUGUGAUGGCCUUGGAAACUGGGAACCAACUCAGUGCUAUGAGAGUACUGGUCACUGUUGGUGUGUUGAUAACACUGGAAACUAUAUUCCUGGUUCACUGGUUAUUCGCUUGGCCCAGAUACAUCAGUGUCAGACCCCAUGUCAACGCUCUCAAACGAAUGCUGCUGUGGCUGGAUGGAAACGUGUGGGUUUCCAGCUUAAUAACACGAACAGGGAAUUAUUUGAUCCAACUUGUUCUGUGAGUGGAGAAUACAAUAUCUUGCAGUGGUCAGAUUCUGGGGAUGGUAAAGCUUGGUGCAUUGACCCAGUGACUGGGAAAGCUUUUCAACUGGCUGUAACUGAUUCAGAUGGGCAGCCACAUUGUCCCAGCAGAUGUGAAAUUCUCAAAACUCAAGUGAUGCAGCAGGAAGUGGGCAUAGGGUACAUCCCAGCUUGUGAAGAAUUUGAUGGUUCCUUCUCAGCGGUACAGUGUGAUCAGGGCAAAGGGAGGUGUUGGUGUGUCUUUACAAAUGGUGAAGAAAUCCCUGGAACACAAAUCAACACAACAACUGGAUCGAAACCGGCCUGCAACCGUCCACAGUGUGCAUUACCCUUCAACACUCUAGCUGUGUCAGAUGGCACUGUUAUAUGUGAUGAGGUACUGAAUGGUCAGUCUCUGCAACUUUGCCAUCUGAUUUGUCGUCAAGGCUACCAAAGUGCAUUUGAUGGGACAAAGUUUGUAUGCGAUGCACAGAACGAUAAGUGGGUCACAAGAUUCCCACAUCCAGAGGCCUGCCAGAAAAUCAACCUAUUUCAAGUGGUUCAGGCUCAGAGAUGGUUUCGACUUCUGUUGCCUUCUGGGAAAGCUUGUAACAGUGAUUAUUCAGGAUUACUGAAAGCAUUUAAAACCUUCAUUGCCGAUGAUCUGAGAGCAAGAGGAUAUUGUCACAUUCAGGUGAUGAUCUCUGGAGAAACGUUGUUGAUCUCAGUAUGCGAUGACUCAACAGUGUCAGUUGGAUGUUUGAAGACAAACCAUUUAGGAGUAAAUGUCACUUGGAAAGUACAGCUUAAAGAUAUCCCAGCAUCCGCUCUUCCUAACCUGCAUGAUAUAGAAAAUGCUCUCCUGGGGGAUGGGCUGAUUAAACGUUUCACUAAACUGAUUAACAGUGGAAACUAUCACCUCACUCUGGAUUCCAAACAGUUUCUUGCAGACGUCUUCACCGAUAUUCCUACAGACCAAAGCCAUGACUUCCCACCCUCUGUUCACCUUGGAUGCAGUGAUGGUUACACAAAGAUUUCAGUCACUCAGAGAGGUGGUCACAAUGUUAGUGGGUGUGUUGUGUGCCCAGCUGGCAGUUUUUCUCAGGGUGGCACCUGCAUCCUGUGCCCACGUGGAUUUUACCAGGAGGCUGCCGGAAAGAUACGCCAUGCAUUUACCUAUGUGACCCUAACAGGUUUAACAGAUUGUGAAACCAGUCCCUGGAAUCCAACUUGUGACCCACUAGGACAGUAUAGAGCAACUCAGCAAGACGCUGACACUCAGAAAUCUUUCUGCGUUACUUCGAAUGGAAAGCGAUUACCUUGGACCGAAACCACCAGCCCUCUCGCUGAGUCUGAUUGUAUUGUGUUCCGACAAUUUGACAGCGUCGAUGAAUCCCAGCUGAUUCUGAACUCCGAAGGCACAGACAUCAGCAAAGUUUUGCCAGCGCCCGCUGAUCGUCAGAGGCAGCUUCUAGCUUGUCUCACAGAAUGCUCUGGAAGUGAGAUAUGUAACUUUCUGGCAUUAUACCACAAAGGGGAGGUUUUCCAUUGUGAGCUUUACAGUACCUCGGAAUCCAACUUGCUCUGCAAAACCUUUGGACAGAAUCAAGGAUUUCUGGGGAGUUCAUCCACAGCCAGAUAUGAUGGGAUUAGUUGUCAACUCAGGAUCAGCAGUAACAGUGAUGGAAAUCUGAGCGUCUACAGGAAGAAGGGCCAUGAAUUCACGACAACAUUUCACAAGACCUUCCUGCAGACAGAUUUUCGUAAUGUGAUUACAGGCGUAUACCGGGCAGUGGCUUUUUCUGCACGUGGUUCAAGUUUGACAGAUGUACAUCAUUUCUGCAGACAGGCCUGUGGCAAGGAGCAAUGCUGUGAUGGCUUCAUGUUGAGCCAGAUAAACAUUGAUGAAGGUACCUUGCUCUGUGGUCUAAUGAGUUAUCCAGAUGUUCUGCUUUGCAAUGAUAAUGACUGGCAGGCGACAUCACUGCUUGGUGGAGAGGGUGUUUGUAGAGGUGUGAAGUCCAACACGGAGAAGAAGACAUUUACGUUCAGCUUUGGAGGCCUGGACUUCACCGGCACUUAUGCACUUUUAUCAAAGAAUUUUGUGAAUGCUGAGUACUCAACAGAACUGACUCCAGAUAUGAAGGAAGAGAUUCAGAAAUCAUUCAACCCUUUCCAGCGUAUCUAUCUCUGGCGGGAUUCCAACAUGAACACACGGAUAAAGUCAUCCCCUGAAUGUACUGGGAAAGUUCUUGAAAUUCAACAGACCCCAGAUGUGCCAGAAAACACCAGAGAACACUUCUCACAGCUGGGCUUCAAACUUGUCCGAGUAGAUCUGAACCAGUCUGUUCCAAACCAGCGUUACCAGCUUUUCAAGCAUCAAUUCCCAAUGACACAGGCAGAGCUGUGGUGUCUGGCACGUUGCACAGAGGUGAAUGUUUGCAAUGUGGCAACUUUACAGGACCGUGAGGCCCUGCAUUUUGAAUGCGUACUAUACCCAGACACACAGCUUUGCCAAAAAAGUAGUAAUCGUAAUUUUUCUGAAAUGGACUGCGGCCUUAUCCUACCUGAGGAACCACAAAUAGUGUACAGGAAAAAAGAUAUGCUAGGAGGACGUGUUAAAAAUUUCUAUACCCGCUUGCCAUUUCGUGAGGUGCAAGGUAUCUCAGUAAGAAACAGACUGAAUAUGACUGCAAGAGGGAUCCAAACUGGGUUCUUUGAAUGUGAACGUUUAUGCGAUGAAGAUUCCUGUUGCAAAGGAUUUGGAUUUCUGAAAGACCCACGACUUCCAGAUUUGGAGAUGACAUGUGUGACACUCAGCAGUCUUGGAGUACUGUCCUGCAGUGAGGAAAUUCGGAAUUGGCAUGUCUUAGACUGUGAGUCAGCUGACGUGGUAACACCAACUUAUCCCUUUGGAUGGUACCAAAAGCCUGUGAACCAGUGGAAACGUGCAGGAAACAUGUGCCCCCUUGUCAGCCUUCCUUCACGUCCUCGAAAAGUGUUACUGAAUAACUGGGACAUCCUCAAGGUACCCCCAGGCCUCGAUCCCAUGAUAACCUCUUUUGAUGUUUUGCACAUCAACUGUGAUAGUCUUAUGAUGACUGAAGAUUUCAGAAACUAUGCCAGAAACAGGUGCCUGUCAGCAUGUGUUGCCAGCCACACUUGUGUUAUAGUUUCUCUUCAGCCUCAGCUGUCAGGGGUCAGAUGCCUUUUUUACCCUGACACCCACAACUGCCACCCUGGAUUGCAAGGUCACGACUGUCGAAUCCUACUCAAGGAAGAAGCAGAGGAGGUCUACUAUAAGAAGACUAUUGGAGGGUCGUGUACUGGUCGUUGUGGGAUUUACCAACCUGAUGAGCCUUGCCAGUGUAACUUGAAAUGUGAAGAUUAUGCAGAUUGCUGUCCCGACAUUCAUACCUGCUCUGACCCUUCCUUAUCAGAAACCCAACCCCAGUUGACAUCCAUUUUGCUUCCGGGUCAUGGAAUCUUGUUUGGAUCUAGUCAGGCGGCCCAGGUUGGUGAGGAAUGGAAGGCUGUAAACCGUUUCCUGGGUGUCCCAUAUGCAGCUGCUCCUACUGGUGAUAGCCGAUUCAAGGCCCCAGCAACCUUUAAUUGGACUGGAGAAUGGAAUGCUACUUUCUACAGGCCUAGCUGCCUACAGCCAGGAGAUGCAAAGGCCAUCUAUUCCACUGUAGAUGAAGACUGUCUCUACCUAAAUAUAUUCGUUCCCAAGAGCAUUGCUAGGAACAACGCUGUGCUGGUCUUCUUCCACAAUGCUGCUGUAGAUUACAAAGGAGGGAGACAGACAAACAUUGAUGGAUCCUACCUGGCAUCUAUUGGAAACAUCCUGGUUGUGACAGUAAACUAUAGGGUUGGAGUGUUUGGAUUCCUGAGUGAUGGCACUGACGCAAUGACUGGCAACUGGGGCUUGCUGGAUCAGAUCGCUGCUUUACAAUGGCUGCAGAGAAACAUUGGCUACUUUGGAGGAUCAUCGUCUCAAAUCACUAUCGCCGCAGACCGUGGUGGAGCUGUUAUCACCAGCAUGAACCUCAUUAAGAUAUCUGGCACCAGACCUUUCAAAAGAGCCAUAUUACUGGGAGGAUCAGCCUUGUCUCCAAAUGCUGUGAUGAGUAAGAAGAGAGCCCAGGAGCAAAUCAUCAGAUUAGCUGAAGAAGUUGGCUGUCCACCUUUUAAUAAAACAAUCCUGUUACCAUGUCUCCGUGCUCUACCUGCACUGACCCUGAAUGCUGCGCAAACCAAGCUACUAGCUGUCAGCGGACCAUUCCAGUCAUGGGCUCCCAUAGUGGAUGGGGUUUAUCUGCAGGAGCCUCCUAUCACAGCCCUAGCCCGUGGCCAGUAUCACAAGGUUGAUUUACUGAUCGGGAGCGCAGAAGAGGAUGGGCUUGUUAGAAGAUCGAAAGCAUUCAAGAAACUUGAAGAAUCUUCCAGGAAUUCCAUGAGUAAAACAGCUUUCUAUGAAGCUCUUCAGAAUGCACUGGGAGGAGAAAACUCAAACUCGCUCAUCAAGAAUGCAGCAACUUGGUUUUACUUGCUACAACACUCUCUGGCUGACUACUCUGCCUUCUCUAGGGCUUUGGAGAACGCCACACGGGACUAUUUCAUCAUUUGCCCUGUUGUAAAGAUGGCUGCUCAUUGGGCCAACAGAACACGAGCCAAUAUCUUCAUGUACCAUGUACCAGAAAGUCUUCCUCAACACAGGUAA
Rhincodon typus (whale shark) is the source of this 8070-nucleotide messenger RNA. It is a transcript of the gene tg, whose product is annotated as thyroglobulin. The record is from RefSeq and is a predicted model, not a curated record. NCBI's taxonomy places the organism in Eukaryota, Metazoa, Chordata, Chondrichthyes, Orectolobiformes, Rhincodontidae. Gene Ontology annotation, biological process: thyroid hormone generation. The transcript has 46 exons. Bases 1 to 8070 code for a protein of 2689 amino acids.